Gasterosteus aculeatus aculeatus (three-spined stickleback) is the source of this 5890-nucleotide messenger RNA. RefSeq names its product zinc finger E-box binding homeobox 1b (gene zeb1b). The record is from RefSeq and is a predicted model, not a curated record. Gene Ontology annotation, biological process: anatomical structure development; regulation of transcription by RNA polymerase II. Gene Ontology annotation, molecular function: RNA polymerase II cis-regulatory region sequence-specific DNA binding; DNA-binding transcription factor activity, RNA polymerase II-specific. NCBI's taxonomy places the organism in Eukaryota, Metazoa, Chordata, Actinopteri, Perciformes, Gasterosteidae.
GAGGGAGGGGAGGUGAAGUGGAGGGGGGCGAGGGGGUGAGAGAGGAGGUGACUCUCCGACAGCAUUUAGACACAGCGAAAGGAUCAUGGCGGAUGGCCCCAGGUGUAAGCGCAGAAAGCAGGCGAACCCGAGGAGGAACAACGUGACUAACUAUGGCAAUGCAGUGGAGGCGGGCUCGGACUCCGAUGACGAGGACAAGCUGCACAUCGCCGAGGAGGAAGGAAGCCUGGCGGACGGGGCCGACUGCGCCUGCACCCCGCCGGACGACAAGCGCGCCACGCAGCGCUGCUGGGACGGAGUGAAGGAGGAGUGCGCGUCGGACGGCGAGGACGACGGGAGCACAGACGCCCACUUGGAGGAGAUGCUGCAGCAAGGGGACACGGCAGUCAUCUACCCAGAAGCCCCGGAGGACGAGCCCCAGCGCCAGGGCACGCCCGACGCCGGCGUCCACGAUGAGAACGGAACUCCCGAUUCGUUCUCUCAGCUGCUCACCUGCCCGUACUGCGCACGAGGCUACAAGCGUUACAGCUCCCUGAAGGAGCACAUCAAGUACCGACACGAGAAGACGGAGGAGAGCUUCAACUGCCCCGAGUGCAGCUACAGCUUCGCCUACCGCGCUCAGCUGGAGCGGCACAUGACGGUCCACAAGGGCGGACGGGAUCAGAGACACAUCCCCCAGUCGGGAGGCAAUCGUAAAUUCAAGUGCACUGAAUGCGGCAAAGCAUUUAAAUACAAACACCAUCUAAAGGAGCACCUACGCAUCCACAGCGGAGAGAAACCCUACGAGUGCUCCAACUGCAAGAAGCGCUUCUCCCACUCAGGCUCAUACAGCUCCCACAUCAGCAGUAAGAAGUGCAUCAGCGUCAUCUCAGUCAACGGCAGGCCGCGCUCGGGGAACGCCAAAACCCAGAGCCAGGGUCUAUCGCCGGUUCUGCCCACGUCACCCUCGGCCCUCCACACCCAGAUCAGGGAGAAGCUGGAGCACAGCAAGCCCCUACAGGAGCAGCUGCCACUCAAUCAGAUCAAGACCGAGCCUGUGGACUACGAGUACAAGCCGACCUUGAUAACAUCCCAAGCCAUGGCCGCCAUGAACGGCGGGGUUUUCAAUGGAGGUGGCUCCACUCCUCUGCAGGGCACAGUGCAAGCCGUGGUCCUGCCCACGGUGGGGCUGAUGUCCCCCAUCAGCAUCAACCUGGCAGACCUGCAGAACGCUCUCAAAGUGGCGGUAGACGGUAACGUCAUUCGUCAGGUCCUAGAAAGCAAUGCCAAAGGCCAAGGGCAGGUGAACUCGGGGUUAACCACUGGAAUGCUCCAUCCUGCACAGCAGCAACUCAUCUCAGCCAUCAGCCUGCCCAUUGUGGGUCAAGAUGGAAAUGCAAAAAUCAUUAUAAACUACAGUUUGGACCCCAACCAGGGCCAGCUCAUGGCCCACAACCUGAAGAAAGAGUCUGAACCCACCUCUCCAGACCAGACCACCACUGACACCUUCAAAUCCCAGAAACUCCCUGAGGAUCUGACCAUCAGGAGAACCGGGCCAAAUGAAACGAAAGAAAAAGAGGAAAACACCACUAAGACUUGUCUCCUGUGUGAUAACUGUCCCGGUGGGCUGGAAGCACUCCAUGCCCUCACGCACUGCAAGAAGGACGGCGUGAGGCUGAACGGAGUGGGCCUGGAUAAGUCGGACUCUGCUGUUGCUGCCUUGCUUUCAGAGGGAGGUCUCUGUAAUCAACCCAAGAACCUGUUGUCCCUGCUCAAGGCUUACUUUGCCUUAAACGCAGAGCCCACCAAGGACGAGCUGGCAAAGAUCUCCGACUCAGUCAGCCUGCCAAUCCAUGUGGUUAAGAAGUGGUUUGACAAAAUGCAGGAGGGUCAGAUAUCGCUGGGUGCCCCGACACCUCCCUCGGAGGAGGAGGAGGACACCUGUGAAGCCAGCAGAGUGGUGUCUCUUGUCCCGGGGAAGGACACGGCCAAUAUGAGCCCCUCCGGGACCCGGGGCAGCCCGACCGAAGCCACCCCAGCGGAAGUCAACGGCAGUCACAGCACCCCAGCCUCUCCCUCACCUCUAAACCUGACAGCUGGGGGUCCCGUCCCAGCCCCGCCUCCCCAGAGCACUGAGGGACCCCUAGACCUGUCGCUGCCAAGGCCCACCAGAGAGGAAGGGGAGAGAGUGAUGGCUGUAGCCCGUGUUUACCCCUCCCCUUCCUCUGGCUCCAAUAUGGAUGUGGAUGAACCCCUAAACUUAACUUGCACAAAGAAAGAGGCAUCGCCACUCUCAGCCAUGGGCGCCAGCCCCAUCGCACUGUACGCCAGCCAGCCAGGUGCCAAAGCCCUUGACAUUGUGACCACAAUGCAAUGCCUACGAGCACUCGCCACUAACAACAAACAGACUAUCCUGAUCCCCCAGCUGGCUUACACUUAUACCACUACAGCCAGUAGCCCUGCUGGGACCCAGACGCAGGAAACCAUCCACCUCAACGGAGUUAAGGAGGAGAAGCACGACACGGGCUCAGAAGGCGUGUCCACCAUGGAGGAGCAGAACGACUCGGACUCGGGCCCUGCGCGGAAGAAGAUGAAGAAGACGGACGGCAGCAUGUACGCCUGUGACCUGUGCGACAAGAUCUUCCAGAAGAGCAGCUCGCUGCUGAGACACAAAUACGAACACACGGGGAAGCGGCCUCACGAGUGCGGCAUCUGCAGCAAGGCCUUCAAACACAAGCACCACUUGAUCGAACACAUGCGCCUCCACUCGGGGGAGAAGCCGUACCAGUGCGACAAGUGCGGCAAGCGCUUCUCGCACUCGGGCUCCUUCCAGCACAUGAACCACCGCUACUCCUACUGCAAGAAGGAGACGCAGGGCGAAGGCCGCGAGAGCCCCGAGGAGGACGGCGAGGCCCGGGCCGAGAUGGAGGCGCUGGCUCGACUGGAGCGGCUCCUGGCGCCCUCCCAGCUGGACCUGGACGAGCGGGGGAGCAGCACGAGGGAGGACGAGGAGAGUGAAGACGAGGAGGAGGACGGCGCUGUGGACAUGGAUGACAUCCAAGUGGUGCAGAUAGGGGACGAAGGAGGGGAUGAGGAGGAGGAAGAAGAGAGAAUUGAGGAGGAGACAGAAAUAGUAUUAAAGGAGAGAGAAGGGGGGGAGGAAAGGAAUGAAAUGGAGAUGGAGAAAGAAAUGGUGGAGGUGGAAGGUAACGAGCAGAGGAAUGAGGAGGAGAUGGAGAGAGUGUUGGUGCAGGGAGGAGGGCAGAAGAAGAAGACAGCAAUAGAGGCGGAAGAGGAAGACAAGGAGGAAGACCAGGAGGCUGACUCAAGGCGGGAUGAGUUGCUCGGAAGCAGUCAGGAAGAGAAAGGGGAGGAGGAUGAGGAGGCGAUGGAUGCAGAGGAAGGGCUGACGGAAGAGGGGAAAGCAGAGGUGGAGGUCACAGAGGGGAGUGGAGGCGAAACAGACACGGCUUGUGGAGAGCAGAACCAGACGCUGCAGGAGAAAUGCGAUACGGACUGAAAGAGGCACCCCGACUCCUCCCCGAGACACAAUCACAUCUCUCCUCCUCUCCCCGUGCGCAGGAAGAAUGCAGGAGGUGAUGUCCGGUCACUCUGACAGUUCCUUUCAGUUCACUACUGUGUAGAAAAUCCAGGUGUGCCUGAAUUUAAAAAAAUACUAGUGACUUUUCCGGUGGAGAGCGAUUUCUCGCUGUCCAAAAAAAAUCAAUUUGUAAAGAAAAAGAUGAAGACAAAUACAAAUUUUAACUAACGAAGAAAAUGCAUUAUACAGACUUUGGAAGCUAGAGCCGACACGUUUUAGAUAAUGUUUUAUUACUAAAACACCGUGGGUCAUUUCUUUUUAUCAGUGUUACUAAUUUUCUCACUCAUAUUUUAACCUUUGAAAGCUGUACAGUCGGGAGAUAUUUCUAUACCUUUUUAUUGCCAAUGAACAAAAAAAUAACUCAGUAUUUUAUUAAGUUGGAAGGAAAAAAAAGACAAAUACUGUGCACUACAAGUGGCUUGGUUUACCGAUGUAUCGAGCAGUGGAGUUGUGUUGUCCACCCUUCAGUAUUACCGCACUAGAUAUACCACGCCACCACGCUAGCAGAUGUUAGCAUUAGGUCUCUUUUUUUGCUAUUCUUUCAUUUGGAUUGUGAGCCUUAAGAAAAAUGACAACGGAGAGCGGACAUUUACUUCCUUUCAGAAUUGUAGAUUCCUCUUUGUCAACGUUUCCUUUACAAAUCAGUGUUUUAUAGUUAAUAGUUUGACAUUUUGGGAAAUAAACCUAGAUAUUUUCUUUAUGAGAAUCCAAAUAUAUGUGUCCGAUAAAUAUACCGCUGCAGCCGGCAGCUGCUAAGCUUGGCUUUGCUUACUUUAGCUUAGCUUAACUUGGUUUAGUUUUUCCUAGCUGCAUUAGGCUUUUUAUGAGGAAAAGAAAGAGGGAGAAAAACUAGCUGAAGCUAAACGUAACGCUGCUUAAGCUAGAGGUUGUAUGUCCUGCUUAUCUACUGUCUCAAACUCCAGUCCAGUAGGUGGCUAAAUGCAGGACUAUUUGUUCCCAUCAGAGCAACCGCCCCCCCCCCCCAGAUGUGUAGUAUUUAUGCUAAACGAGGCUAAUCAUUCCUGUUGCUUCUGCUGCACAUUUAAAGUAUGCCGUAUCAAUAUUCUCAUCUGAUCUCAUCCAGAAAGUUAAUAAGGGCAUUUUCCUAAAAAGUGUUCAGAGCAAGCAGAGAGGUGAUCAAGAAAACAGUCUUCCCCCCCCCAAAAUCACGCCCAUGCCUUCCCCCCUAUUCCGAGCCAUAUGCAAAAAAAAUAAUCAAACUAAACAAGACAAUGCAUGCAUAUCAAAAGUGCCAUUGAAUAUUGCUGUGGAAGGCUAGCAGCUACGAUCAGGUAUUGCCAGUCCCAGAUCAACCCAUGAGGCGGAAUACACAGCUGAGAGAGUUUGGUCCAUCGCGUAUUCACCCAUUCUAGAUUUUAGAGAAAAUGCUUUUUGUUUCUAAUCCGAGCAGCUAAAAGAGUUCCAAUGCACAUGGAUAAUGAAGUAUGAGUUCUAACUAACUGUGUCCUGCCUUUGUCAAAGCUCAUUCGGUGCACUUGUUUAUUAACACACCAUGAAACGCUCAGAUGUCUCUUCAGGUAACAAAAUGUAGGCGAAUAUGGAUUUGAGGAGUCAGCAAUGUUUUUACCUGUCAGUAUUAUUUUUUGUCUCUUACGUUCUGGUUCCUUGUGUGUACUGUAUGUUUUCAGCAAUGGCAGUAUUAUCCCCACCCCCAAGGAGAUGGGUAUGUCUGUUUAGUCAUAGAGAACUUUUAUAUUUAUGUGUCUUAUUUUUUAUAUUUCUUUAUGGUUAUUUAUUACACAAUGUAGUGUACAAGACUGUAGUUUGUAUUAAUACGAUAAUAUAUUUUAGUAUGGAAAACAAAGGCAAACAACUUUGAGCCUGGAAAUAUUCUCCAGCACACUGAAGUAUGUUAUUCGAACAAAUAAAAGGUUUUUCCUCAGAAAAAGAACUCGCACCCUGCAAGCCUGAAAAUUGGAACCUAUGACCUCUGUGCAUCUAUUCUCAUGUUAGUUUUCUUUCCCCUCUCUAAUAUGAAGCUACUGAACUUUUGAAAACUAAUCGUAUGUCUAAUAGCAUGAGUGUGUGCUGUUUUAUUGAAGGAUUACUCUUAACCACACAAACUGUCCUUUCUGCCAAGCCAAAAUAAUAUUGACAUUUGUUCAUAUGUUUUUUUUUGUGCCAAUUUGUUACUUUAUGUCCGUGUCAAGACCACGCCCACUUUUAUAUACCCCUCUCCCUUUUAACAGCCUCAUCUUUUUUAUAGUGAUUUUUUUGGUGUUUUUUCUUUUUUGUUCUUUUUUUUUUAUGACUCCCCAUCUCACAAUAAAAGACAUCAAUUAAAAGCUG